Clavispora lusitaniae ATCC 42720 is the source of this 2574-nucleotide messenger RNA. It is a transcript of the gene CHO2, whose product is annotated as phosphatidylethanolamine N-methyltransferase. Gene Ontology annotation, biological process: phosphatidylcholine biosynthetic process. NCBI's taxonomy places the organism in Eukaryota, Fungi, Ascomycota, Pichiomycetes, Serinales, Metschnikowiaceae. Gene Ontology annotation, molecular function: phosphatidylethanolamine N-methyltransferase activity; oxidoreductase activity, acting on the CH-CH group of donors. The record is from RefSeq and is a predicted model, not a curated record.
AUGUCCGACCAAAGGAAAGGGAUCACCUUUGAUGGUGAAACGUUCACGUUUCCCGAAACAAAUGACAUGGUCAAAACCCUUUUUGACCCCACUGUCCACAAGUCCGCAUGUGAGCUAAUCAUUGUCACUCUUUUAGUUAUGAACUCGCUCGUUUUCUAUUCCGUGCUGAACAACCAGUCUAGAAUAAACAUAUUCGUUGGAAUGUACAUUUUCUGGAGACUUUGCUAUAACUUUGGAAUUGGCUUCUUGCUCAACCAACAGUCCAAUCGCUUUCGUCUCGUCAAGAUCAGUGAAAAGAUGAGGCUCUUUGAUAAAGGCAACAAAUCUUUUUGGGCUCGCUGCGUCCAGACAGAAGUCCAGUCGCAAAUGGGCCCCUCUUAUUCCAUUCUGGCUCACCCUGUGGCUUUCAACACCUGGUUGAUCUUUAGAAAAGUCGUGGAUUUGAUUUUGAUGGAGGACUUUAUUACAUUCAUGUGCGUUGUGGUGGCGUGCGCAAUUGAUAGCGAUUACCAAUUCUUACAUGGACAACCAGUUUGGUUGACUACUCUUCGAUUGGUUAUUGGCAGCAUCUUGAUUGUAUUCAACUUUUGGGUUAAAGUCAAUGCUCAUAAUACCAUCAAAGAUUAUGCAUGGUAUUGGGGAGACUUCUUCUUCAGGCAGAUCAAUAACGAUGAUCUUAUUUUUGAUGGCGUUUUCGAAAUGUUCCCGCAUCCUAUGUAUUCAGCGGGAUAUGUUGGCUACUACGGAUUUGCUUUGAUUGCAAAGUCUUACACAGUGCUUAUUGUGGCUGUUUUUGGUCACUUCUUGCAGAUGGUUUUCUUGCAUCUUGUGGAAAAUCCGCAUAUUGACAAGAUUUACGGCCCUCCACCUAAUGAAACAAGUCUUAAAAAAUUAGUGAAACUAAAGGAUUUGUCCUUCUUUGACAAUGUGGCGCCUUUGGUGGGUUUAGUCAACUUCAAUAUUUUGAGGGCAAGCGACAUCAUAAACUUACUCAAUUGCUUAACGUAUGCAGUUGCAAUUCCUACUGUCUCGUCUUUGGCUACUUACAACAUUGAAGCCAUGGGAAAAGUCUUAUUUUGCAUCGCCAUAUUGAUAAAGGGUUUCGAAAGUUUCGUCAUUAAUGGUGUUCUUUUGUUACAGAGUAAUUACAAAACAAUUAGCGAAUGGUAUCUUGCAAACAAUCUUCCAGUGGAGAAUUCCUUGAAUAACUUUGCGGUGUUGUACAACUCUUUGAUUAAUUUGACUUAUUCUUCCUUUGUCGGUAUGAAUGUCUUCAAGUUGUUGACCAAGCUCAAGUAUCAAGAUCUUAUUAUCACAGGACAUAUAUACUUGAGAAUUUUCUUGGGGUUGUUACUUAUCAUCACUCAAGUUAUGAUUAACACGUCUAUUGUGGACCUGAUUGGAUAUUUUGGCUGGUUUUAUGGGGAUUUUUUCAUUCCUAAGGCGUCUGUUUUACCACAAAGAGCUCAUUUGAGCAAAGGUGGUGUUUACCGGUACUUGAACAAUCCGGAGCAAAUCUUUGGUGUUUGUGGCGUGAUGGGAGUAACCAUGAUUGUGCCAACUUAUGAUAACUUCAUGAUUUGUCUUUUGUGGAUGUUGAACAACUUCUUUAGGAUCAAUUUUGUUGAAAGAAGCCACAUGAUUAAAAUUUAUGGUGAGAGAGAAGUUCUGCAAGACAGCGGAGUCAUGAAAACUGUCAAGAAGCACUUGUUGCCAGAGAGCAUUCAAAAGAAAUUUGAAGUCAGUCCAACCAAUGAACCGAAAAAGAGAACGAACUCUGUUUUCAUUGAGUCGUUCGACUCCUUUAUCAAAGAGCUUAGAAGUAAAAACACGUCUCCUGUUGUCUCAAAAGAACGACUUGCUGAGAUGUCUCAAAACGAGUUCUUUUCCGGUAGCGACUAUUGCUUGGAAAUUGAAGGACUUGAAGAUAGCUCUUUCGUACCGCACUCCUUUAUCGGGGAACCCAUUGAAGUGAAAUUUCGUGCUCCAGCAAAGCAUUCUCCAAAGGAUUGGGUUGGCUUGUACAAAGUUGCACAUACGUCCUUUUCCCGCUAUAGAACUUUGGUAUCUUCUAACAAUCGCUGGGACUGGACAGGUCCCGAAGAACAAGGAACCAUUGUGUUUUCGAAAGAAAAGCUUUUUUGUGAAGAGGGAUUAUACGAGUUCAGAUAUCAUCUUGAUGGAAAACAUGAUGUGGCAUUUAUUUCAGCACCAUUUGAAAUCAAAUUGCGCCACAUUGAAGUUCCUUUAGAGUCAGCAGAAGCCGAUGAGUUGGCAAACCAAUUGAGGAAGUAUAUCUUUGACCACGUUGUCUCAGGAGUCGAUGACAAUGAGACCCCGAUUUUCGUUGGGAUCUCUCAAACACAAGACAUUGUGGCCACAUAUGAACACAUUGCCAUGCUUAUCACCAAGUCAACGGGGGUCAAAGUUGGCAAGAGAUUUUUGAUCUACAACGAUAACGAAACGGGGAAUAAGUUUACUGUGGGAGAUUUGGCAUCAAGAUUGAUAAACAUCAAGAAGGUGAUGCACGAGCUCGAAGGAGACGAGUACCUUCGCAUCAAAAAGUUAGAGUAA